GUCAAUUUAAAGUCAUCGUUGACAUUUUUAGAUUCUACAUUUACUACUAGACAUUUCUCAUUACGUAAAGUUAAAAAGUUUUAUCCUUCGUAAGUCCCCCCAAAAAUCAAAUCAAGAUGAUGAAGGGAAUGACUUGGAAGAGCCUUAUGCACCAUAAGCCUCUCAUUCCUCUAUAUAUUUGUGUUGGUGCUGGUUGUUUUGGAGCAGCGUUCUACACAUUACGUUUAGCUUUGAGGAACCCUGAUGUACAAUGGAUUAACAGAGGAGAAAUUUCCAACGAGGAGUUCAGAGCCAAACAAUAUAAGUUCUAUUCCCCAAAUGUUGAUUAUUCUAAGCUUGAAAGUCCAGCCCCGAAAUACUAAAUAAUUAGUAUUAUGUAGCAAUCCUUAGAUUAAUGUAAUGUACUAUUUCGAUAUAAUAUAUCAAUAAACUUGUUUCAAGUU
This is a messenger RNA of Harmonia axyridis, 443 nucleotides long. It is a transcript of the gene ND-MLRQ, whose product is annotated as cytochrome c oxidase subunit NDUFA4. The transcript is spliced from 3 exons. NCBI's taxonomy places the organism in Eukaryota, Metazoa, Arthropoda, Insecta, Coleoptera, Coccinellidae. The coding region runs from base 117 to 362 and encodes 81 amino acids. The record is from RefSeq and is a predicted model, not a curated record.